Venustampulla echinocandica is the source of this 1311-nucleotide messenger RNA. RefSeq lists its product as uncharacterized. NCBI's taxonomy places the organism in Eukaryota, Fungi, Ascomycota, Leotiomycetes, Helotiales, Pleuroascaceae. The transcript has a single exon. Bases 1 to 1311 code for a protein of 436 amino acids. Gene Ontology annotation, molecular function: 5'-3' DNA helicase activity. The record is from RefSeq and is a predicted model, not a curated record.
AUGUCUACCGCACGAGCAUACUACGCCUUCGCAGAUUUCACCUCAAAGGAAAUCAACCGCCCCGACAUCGGUACGAAGUUGAAGGUAAAGCUCAUCCUUAACACCGAUGAAAAUGGGGCUAAGCCUCACGAGGAUCGUGGCCCUGCUGAUGGCGAAGGCGAACGAGCAGAACGCGUCGAACUCACGGAUGAAGACCACAACACAGACCCGCACACUUGGUUUGCUGAGGUCGUUGAGCCAACGGAAGUUACACCCCCAGACCAUAGUACACUAUACCUCGAGGGUCGCAGAGAUCCUGCCUUCUCCGGCCCCCGCGAGCAACGCCCUUUCGUCAAAACCCCCCUCCCUACAGCAAAUGGUCGCGCUGCCAACUCUAUCAAAGCCUUGUCCAAGUUUAUCAAGGCCUCCCCAAGCACAUAUAUCAAGCUCAUCAUGCAAUACGACACACAGGGGUACAAGGAUCAAGUUCGUUGCACAGAUCAGUUCUUCAGAAGCAAGCAAAACCCUCAAGCAGAGCGCAUUGCGGAAGCCAUUCUUUGCCACGACACCGAUAAUCCCCACCUUGAACGAGUCAACCUACUCGGGCUCAGUGGCAAGUCUAACCUCAAACCACCCAUGCAGUUCAACGAGGCUCAGAAAAUGGCAUACGAUUCCUUCGGAAGCACUAGCGAACUGACUCUUAUCCAUGGGCCCAUCGGUACAGGUAAAACGACUGUCUGCCUUUACCUUGCUAAGGACGUCAUGUCCAACCCGAGCGGAAAGAGCCAGAUCCUCUACACUGUCGAAUCGAACAAGGCGGUUGAUGAUGUGGCUCUCCGGCUCGAUAAACUCUGCAAAGGGCACGGUCUGGAGAAGAAAAUUCUCCGUGGACAUACUCUUAAAGGCGAGAAGAACUCCAUGUACAAGCUUUUCGCUGACCCUACUCGCGAUGAAGAGCGCUAUCAGAUUGAUAAUGCAUUUGUGGCUCAACUAUCAACUAUCGCCUACCUGGCAAAGCUUAGUAGGAACCACAAGGGAAAGCGCGCACAAAGUGACCCACGCCACGUACUCGCUGACAUGUCUAUCGCGGAAGCUAUGCACGAUGAAAUUCAAUCCGACCCAGAGUUGAAUCCACUCCGCAUCAAACUCGAAGAGUACGCACAAGCUGGCUAUCACUAUGCGACGCCUAAUCUACGCACUCUGAUUAACCUGGAACUUGAUGGCCUUAUGACAAGGGUUAUCAGCUGUGCAGACGCAAUCGUAUGUACGCUAGCUGCUGCUGCGAAGGUCAAUUUGGCGCAGAACCUCGCCCCCUCCCAUCGUCUUUCUUGA